Achroia grisella is the source of this 5435-nucleotide messenger RNA. Its product is annotated as nuclear factor related to kappa-B-binding protein. Gene Ontology annotation, molecular function: protease binding. The record is from RefSeq and is a predicted model, not a curated record. The transcript is spliced from 23 exons. NCBI's taxonomy places the organism in Eukaryota, Metazoa, Arthropoda, Insecta, Lepidoptera, Pyralidae. The coding region runs from base 299 to 5281 and encodes 1660 amino acids. Gene Ontology annotation, cellular component: Ino80 complex.
CGCUGUUCCUGAUUGUCAAGCUAUUUUCUCAUCGUAAUGUGCCGUUCUGGCGCAUAGUAUGUAUGAAACAUUGUGCUUUGGCGUGUGCGUUCUAUUUUAUUUUAGAUUGUACCUGACGGCUGAUCACAAAAACUCGUGACUGUAAUUACAACUUUGGUGUACCAUUGCUUCUGUUUUCGUAAACAACACAUACAAUACAACGCGAAAAUCCGAGUAAGACAUGAAAAAUCGCAUCGGGAACUAGUGAAAAUUGUCCGUUGCAUCACGGGAAGUAUAGCAUUUUUAUACUUUCUUACCAAUGGAGGAGAAGAUGGAGAGCGAACAAAGUAUGAGUGGGGCCAGUAGUAGCUCGUCUGAAUCAUCUAGCGGGAGUUCAGACGGGGAGGAGGAGAUACAGGAGACAAUUCGUAUCCUGGGUCAGACACUCGAAUUACCACAAGAACUAUGUGAGGACUACACAGUAUUCAAAGAGUUCUUCUCCAUGAAGACAUGGGAAGCUUUAGAAGACAGCCACAGAGAACAUUUAAUGAAUUAUUUGCCAAAAUUCUCUGAAAAUGAUAAAGACGAAAAGCAGAAAACUCUUAAAAUGCUGUUUGAACAUGAGCCAUUUCAUUUUACAUCACCUUUCACUGAUUUAUAUAAUAAUUUAAAAUAUGGAAACUAUAGGCCAGAUAUUGCCAAAAUGAGAAAGUUUUUAAAGAAAGCAAGGGCUAAGCAACAAAAACAUAAGAUAAAAUCUUAUUAUGCCAAGUUAUUACCAGAAGUAUUGUUAUCUCGGGAGCGUUUAUUAGCUGCAGCUAAGGCUGCACCCCCAGGUCCCAUUCCUCGAUUGCCACUCUUACCUACCAAGCCUUCUAAAAAUAAUUAUAAACCUCUAUAUUUAAGAGCUAGACAGAGGUAUUUUGAAGAGUUGGCUGCCAUCCGGGGUGAGGUAGGUGGUGAUGAAUCAGAUGAUGAGAAUUAUCCUGAUGGACCACCUGAGCAAAUGUCUAAAAAAAGGAAGCAAAUCAGUGGACAGAAUAGUGAUAGUAAUGUGUCUGGAACACUUGGUGCUUCCGACUCAGCACAACCAACAUCUUUGGCUUGCUUGAAGAAUAUUCUUGCAGCUCACAAUAUGCGUAGAAUACACAGAGAGAAUCAUCCAGAACUGAAUACAACUGGAAUAUCUCUAGAAGAUAUAAAGCAAAGAGUAGCUCUAGUUAAUGGUGCCAAAAGAAAUAUCUUUGGUGGUCAAAAAGGUGAAACACCAAUACAGAAAUUAAGAAGAGUAUCUAAAAAAGAUAAAGUCAAACAAGAUUUAAAGUUAGUAAAAAGAAAUAUCAAUGAACAGCAAGAUAGUAUAGAUAAUAGACCUCUGUUACCAAAUAUUAAAAUUAAAUGUGAGCAAGAGGAAUCUGAUUCAGAAAGCUCCUCUUUUGUGGAUCCAAUCACAAGUCCGAAACAACCAAAUAAGUCAUAUGAAAACCUAGAUAUCAAACAAGAAGAAGAUGUCAAAUAUCCUAGUAUUGCCAAUAUUAACUACAAUGAAUCAAAUUUAGACAAUGUGAUAAAACAAGAGCCACAUGAUCCUCUAAUGCAUGGUGCAAAAGGAAAUCAGCCAGUUCCAAUAAAAUUGGAAGAUUUAGAUGGUAUUGAUAUGAUGGCUUUACCUGUGGAAAUAGCGGAUGACUCUGGUGAGGUUAUAGCUGUUGAUGGUAGUAGUGGUGAGACAGAGGAGCAUCUUAUGGAUACUGAUGAGUCUUUAACAGAGAUAACGCACGCCAACUUCCUCUCGUUAGUGCGCGCGUUGUUUCCUGCCCGAGCAGCUCACCGCGCAUCAAAGCUCCAAUUGCACGCUAGAUGCGCGGCCGUUAUGCGGUCUCCUAUUGCACCCUUAAAUACAUGGUAUAGCUUGUCUGAUGACUGGUGUGCUGAACUUGAUUCAGCUUUGGAUUUCCUUGCUGGAGAAAGAGGGCCACAUCCUGAUGAUUUUGUGCCAUAUUUGCAGUUUAUGCCAGAAACACAAAUGUACCAGUGGAUCGGCGCGGGGCGGGACUGCGACGCGCUGCUGGGGCGGCUGUGCGAGCGCUGGCUGCGAGCCGCCCCGCCGCCCCCCCUGCCGCCCGCGCCCCCCGCGCACGCCCCGCCCGCCGCCCCCGCCGCGCCCGCCGCCCCCGCCGCCCCGCCACCCGCCGCCGGGCCAGACCUGCCGCCGCCCAGGUACCCUACAUCAUGGGUGGUACGUUCACCGACAAGUGCGGAGAUUGCAGAGUUUCGCGCACAGGAACGACGCAGAUUCGCAUCGGCUGCGAAACCAUUCACAUACCAUCAAUACGGGUACCGGAGCGUGGUGGGCCCGGCGGGGCGCGCGGCGGGGGCGGCGGAGGGCGGCGCGCUGGCGGCGGGCGCGCGCCCCCGGGCCGUGUCCCUGGCGGCGCUCGUGAGGGACGCCGCCGCGCGCCUGCCCAACGGACAGGGCUCGCGGCCGCACCUGCUCACGCUGCUCAGAAUGUCGCAAUGGAUCGCACCAUGCAGUGAUCAAGUUUUGCUCAGCGCGGUCUCGCCGAUAUUGGAUCGCUUGCAGUCUGCUAAACGAGAUCCUUUUGUCAAAUACGACCAAAAAACUGGCAUUUGGACAUAUUUAUACAGACACAGGAGUGAAGAGGAUUGGUUGAAAUUGAGCAGCAAGCGCGGUAAGCGAAGUACCGCUCGGGAAGUGCGGGGGGCAAAGGUUGCGCGGGAGGAGAAGCCGGCUGCUCCCGGUACACCCAACGCCCGAGCACGUCCUGCACAUCGACACGCGGAAAAGAGUAUAGAUAAGGUUGCGGAGACACCGGAGAAUGCAUCUGACAGCGACGUAGACGUGGAGGAUUCGGAUACGUCGGCAUCCCACCAACUGUCGUCCGCUCAGCUCCUCAUGCAGGCACAGGCCACACAAGCUAAGCAACAGCCAACACCAAAAACCAAGGGAAAACUCGCCACCACCCCACCGAAACCCAAGUUAACACUCUCAGCGAAGCAAACGUCAAAGCAGGGCAAUUUAAUGACGCAGUCCGUGAAACAAGCGACUCUACUAAGUCAAGUGAAACAAGCUAGUUUAGUUCAAUCUAAACAAGCUAACACUCCUCAAUCCAAAGCAUCCAGUUCACCAGUGCAGUCGAAACCGCCCACUUUGAAUGCGUCAAUGCCGAAGCAAGCUAACUUAAUGACCCAAUCCGCGAAGCAAGCUAGUUUAAUGGCGCAGGCGACGAAAAACAAUGUUACUCUAGCGGCGAAGCAAAAUAUACCGAAGACGCCGACUGUUGUCCAAUCUAAGCAGGUUAAUGUGGUGAAGCAACCGCUUCAGUCAUCGAAAAGUCCAUUUGGAGGUCAGGUUGUGAAGCCUGGCAUUGUUCAGUUGCCUGUAAAGCCGACUGUCGUAGUGCAAUCCACACAGGCAAAUACACAAGUUGUCCCUGUGUCUAAGUCUAUAUUACCUGUUAUAUCGACGCCGCACAAGUCACCUCUAAUUAAACAGCGGCCAUUGUUGAAGACGGAGGUCGCACAAUCACCGGUACCCACUCCUGUUGUAAGUCAACAAACAUCGGCGGCAGUUGUAAUACCACCCACCAUCCCUGUACCUGCACUACAAACUCAAAAUAAGUCUGCACAAGGAACGCGUUCAUUGCUUAUCAGACCGCCUGGUGUACAAACUACUGUCACCGCUGGUAUUUCUACAGCCACAACACAGAGUGCAGUAACCAGGCGAGGCGUUGUGCGUGUACUGAGCCCGGCAGCGUCGGCGGGGAAGUCGCUUAUAUCGCCUAGAGCGCUUAUGCAGCAAGGCAUUACAACGACUAACAAGAAACGUGUCACUGUACCCAACACUGCUUCUGUUACUACUAUAGCCCAGAGUACUGCAAGUGUGACGAAUGUCGUUAGCAGUGUGCCCACAGUGGUCACUUCGACGGUUCCAACAAGAACAGUGCAGCUGGCGGGCGGGCGUACUGUACAACUGGCUUCAAAUCAAACCGUUCACCUUCCUGGCGGUCAAUCAGUCCAACUGAGUGCUGGCCAUACACUACAGUUAUCUUCUUUACAACUACCCACUCACAGUGUCCGCCUCCCGAGCGGGCAAACUGUACAACUAGCAUCACCCCCAUCUGUACAAACAGUGCGAGCUAUACCCACUACGAGUAAAACUCAAAACCAGCGACCCCAACAAACCGUGUCUGUACCUGUUAAGAAUAUACAAACCAGUCAGUCUACAGUCCAAAUACCUGUCUCCACAGUUCAGUUGGCCGGCCAAACCGUACAAAUUGCAGGCCAAACUGUUCAACUGGCUGGGCAAAGUGUACAGUUAACUGGUCACACAGUUAAAUUACCUAGUGGACAAAGUGUACAAGUUGCUAGCCAAGGAGUUAUACCGUCGCAAAGUGUUCAAUUACCUAGUGGUCAAACAGUGCAAUUGGGGACUGGUAACGUCCAGACUAUGCAGUUAGGAUCAAAUGUACAAUUAUCAAGUGGUCAAAGUGUUCAAACACAAAGUGCACAGAGUAUACAGUUAGGAUCCCAAACUGUGCAAUUAUCCGGCCAGACUGUGCAAUUAGCUGGCGGUCAAACUGUCCAGCUGCCAAGUGGGCAAACUCUGCAGUUGUCAAGUGGGCAGACUGUACAGUUAUCUAGUGGACAAACUUUACAAUUAGCUAGCGGUCAAACAGUACAAUUAGCUAAUCAACAGACACCAAAGCCGAUAGCUCAGGUUGUCAGAAGUCAAGCAUCGGCGGAGAAGCCAGCACAACCUAUUGUCGCAAAAUUGUUAACUAAUGCUCAGGGUCAGAUGAUCUCGUUGGAGGGCGUGGUGGGGCCGCGCCUGCAGCAGCUGCAGCAGCUGCAACAGCUGCAGCAGCUGGCGGCGGGCGGCCGGCCACGUGGCGCCGUGCGGGUGCUGUCGCCGGCGCGUCCGCUGCUGCUCACACACAAGCCGCUCCACAAUAUCAUAUUGCAGCAGAGCGAUGGGAGUGCUAUACGUGUGACAUCAAGCGGUGGCGCGGCGACUUCACAAACUAUAGUAUUAAGUAAUAUUGGAGGACAAUCACAAGCGGCUACAACUACCACAACAACAACACCAGUAUUAAAAUUGCAACAAGUGAAUCCAAUACAGCAGGUUAAACUCGCGCAGGGAAUUAAAAUACAGGGCACCAGUGCGAGUGUGCCCACAUCCAGCGUUCGCAGCGUGCUAAUGGACGGUCAGCAACUAAAGCUUGUUGGCGGUCGUCACGUCCUAGCCAGGAUACUGCGGCCUGCUCAUCCUCCACCCUGAUUCUAAGACUAGUUUUGAAGUUACUUUUAUAUAAUCUGUAUGAGAUAAGGAAAUUUGAUACUCGUCUUUUUUGCGACGUCAUUAAAUAUAUUUUUAAUAUAGAACUUAUUGUUCAAUUAAAAAAGGUAUUAAUUCUGUUGGUUUUUAUGUCUUU